AUGGAACUCCCGACCCAACAUCAGCAUAUUGUUCUCUUUGGAGACCAAACUGAGAGCGUUCUCCCCGCCAUACAAACGCUUUACAAGCGGGCUCCAUCAUCCAUAUACAUUCAACAUUUUCUCAGAGUCUCUGCCGAUGCUGCGCGUCGGAGUCUUGAGCAACUCUGUGGCGACUCAGAGAAGACCAAAUUUCAUUUCGACUCAUUUUUGACAUUGGCCGAGUCUUCUUCCCAAAAACAAUGUCCAGAUGUUGUUGUGCAAACACUUCUACUGUGCGUUGCACAGCUCGGGCAUCUUGUGUUAAAACUCGAGGAUGAGCCAGAAUGUCUCCAAAACUCCAUUGCCGUGGGAUGGUGCACCGGUCUUCUCGCUGCCGCCGUAGCGGCUUGCUCACAAUCCCUGGUCCAAGUUCUUCAGCUCUCCCCUGGAACGAUCGACUUCGCAAUAAGACUGGGCGUUGAGGCGUAUAAGCGGGCAGAAAUGAUCGAGACAAGUGAAGCCAGUUGGGCAAGAGUGGUCAGUGGUCUGACAGAAAAUGAAGUCAGCGAUAUUUUGAGGCAGUUCAACUGCAGCAAUAACAUUUCUUCGUUAAAAGCUGCAUACAUCAGCGCCGUGACUUCGACAUCCUGCACAGUCAGCGGUCCACCAUCAACUUUAAACAUUCUUUUCUCUUCGUCAGCAUUUUCGAAUCGAGGCCGUCAGCAUCCCGUCAUCCCUCUUCAGAUUGCAGCUCCUUUCCACGGAGAUCAUCUGCCCAAUAUCAUGACACAAAACGAUCCGUGUAAAAAUACAAAGAGCAUGGGCGUGAACCUCAGAAUAAGGUCUCCUUUACUCUCUUCAAGUUCUGGAAACCCAAUGCAGGGAGAAAGAUUUCAAGACCUCCUCCCACAAAUAAUUGACGAUGUUUUCAUGAACAAGAUUCAGGAAGGCCAGCUACUUCAAGCAUGCGGGAAAUCGCUCGAUGGCGAGAAUUCUAUUCAUCUGAUACCAAUAAUAGCAGCUGGCCUGCACCGGCGCCUCGAGUCCCAUCUUGGAGCAGCUCGCAGCAGAUUGCACCUGAAUCCUUCUCCUUCCCAGCCCCCAGCGACAUAUACCAAAGACGCGCAGUCAUCAUCUGAAGGAGUUGCAAUUAUCGGGAUGUCCGGAAGGUUUCCGGGUGCCGAAUCUCUGGACGAGUUCUGGACAGUUCUUGAACAAGGCGUUGACCUCUGUCACCAAAUACCUAGCAACCGGUUCGACAUCAAAGCAUACAACGAGGAUAGUUCCGAAAUGUCAUCGAUAUCCCCCUAUGGAUGUUUUAUCGACCGGCCAGGCAUGUUUGACGCUCGUCUGUUCAACAUGUCACCUCGCGAGGCAGCUUCGACAGACCCUGGUCAAAGACUGUUGCUCAUGUCAACAUACGAAGCUCUCGAGAUGGCCGGUUAUACGCAGAGUGCAAAUGAAAAAGAAAGAGACACGAGAGUUGGCACUUUCUUCGGGCAGACCGUUGAUGACUGGAGGGAGUAUAAUGCCGCCGAAAAUGUCGACAUGUACUAUGUCACGGGAGGCAUCCGGGCGUUUAGCGCCGGUCGCGUCAACUACCACUUCAAGUGGGAUGGCCCAUCCUACAGCGUAGACAGCGCCUGCUCCUCAAGCCUGCUCGCCAUCCAGCUUGCAUGCAACUCAUUGCGUUCUGGCGAGUCCAACAUGGCUGUUGCAGGCGGAUCCAACAUCCUCACAGGCUGCAACAUGUACGCCGGCCUGAGCAGAGGCAGCUUUCUCUCUAAGACAGGGCCAUGCAAGACCUUCGACAGUAGUGCCGAUGGGUACUGCAGAGGAGAGGGUGUCGGCGUCAUUGUGCUUAAGCGACUUUCAGAUGCUGUGGCCAACCGCGAUCCCAUCCUUGCUGUGAUUAGGUCCUCAGCAACUAACCACUCAGCCAAGGCAGUGUCUAUCACGCAUCCGCAUAUUGAGACUCAGCAACGCUUAUUCCGGGAUGUGCUGUCUCAAGGGGGCCUCGAGCCUGCCGAGGUCGAUUACGUGGAAUGCCACGGCACAGGCACUCAGGCUGGGGACGGCGCUGAGUCCACUUCUGUCUACAAUGCUAUGUGCCAGACACCACGAGCUCGUCCCCUGGUGAUCGGAUCCAUCAAGCCUAACAUCGGCCAUGGAGAGGCUGCAGCCGGCGUUUCAUCUCUGAUCAAAACCAUCAUGAUGCUUCAACGAAAUACAUUCUUGCCACACAUCGGCAUCAAGAGUGAAGUGAACCCAAACCUACCUCAAUUUUCGGACAAGUACAAAAUCGCGACAAAUUCUCCAUUCCAGCGGCAAUCUGGAAAGACCAGAAAAGUUAUGAUCAACAAUUUCAGCGCCGCUGGUGGGAACACCAGCAUCCUUCUGGAAGACAGGGCUCUAGUUGCCGGUGACAACGUGCUAGAGAAUGUUAUAGAUCCGCGUACCUCACAAGUGGUCACAAUAUCUGCAAAAACACCGAGUUCGCUCCGAGGCAAUGUGGAACGUCUCCGGGACUUUAUGGUGGCAUCUACGUCCCCAAUCUCUUUAGCAGAUGUUGCAUACACGACCACUGCAAGGAGGCUCCAUCAUCCCCUGAGGAAAGCAUAUACCGUCAAAUCCAUAGAAGAGCUUGCAACAAAGCUCGAGGGAGACUGCACAGAAUGGAGUGAGGCAAGACCAACCACUACUUCCACUCAAAAGCCACCAGCCAUCGUGUUCGCCUUCCCAGGCCAGGGAAGCAGCAUUGUUGGCGUCGCCGAGGUCCUCUACCACAGCUCCCCUGCAUUCAGGCGCAUUCUCGCCGAACUGGAUUCGUUGUGUAUGGCCCAAAGUCUCCCAUCGAUUCUUUCAACGCUCUUGGGAGAGACGUCUGCGUCGAGCCCCUCACCACUAGAGAGCCAGCUUUGUCUGGCCCUGCUCGAGGCCGGCAUGGCACGACUUUGGAGGUCGUGGGGAGUUGAGCCAGGCCUCGUCAUCGGCCACAGUCUGGGUGAGUAUGCAGCUCUAUACGCGGCGGGAGUCAUCUCUGCAGCUGACCUGGCUUUCCUUGUCGGCAAGAGGGCAUCUCUCAUGCAGGAGAUGUGCUCGCGUGGAACACACAAGAUGCUAUCACUACGAAUGUCGGCAGAAGACGUUAAGAAGGCAUUGGAGACGACCGGAUUGCAGUCGCUCGAAAUCACCUGCGUCAAUGGACCGACCGCCACUGUCGUCGCUGGUUUGGAAGAAGAGCUGCAGCUGUUUAUGAAACAGCAACAGGCGGCUGGUGUAACGGCGGUCUUUUUGGAUGUCCCCUUCGCCUUCCACUCGGCACAGUUGGAUCCUAUCCUGGACGUAUUUGAGAGGAGCACUGCCAGUGUCAAUUUUGGGACGCCAAAAGUACCCGUUGCAUCGAGCCGUCUGGGGUCCGUUGUGGAAGAAGACGGAAUUUUCAACUCUUCCUAUCUUUCACGACAAGCUAGAGAGCCAGUUCUAUUCUCUCAGGCAGUCAAUGCUUGCCAAACAGCACAGAAGGCGGAUGAAAAUACGCUGUGGCUUGAAAUGGGCCCAGGGUCUACAUCUCUGUCUCUCGUGAGGCAGUCUCUUGGUACAGUCGCAUCCAAUACACUCGCGACGCUGGAUGGCAAGAAGGGUAUUUGGAAGAGCAUUUCAUCUACACUAGCUACGCUUUACUCUAGAGGCGUUGACAUCAACUGGACCAACUUCCAUCGAGACUAUAAGCACAACUUGUCUGUUGUCAAGCUUCCGAAUUAUGCUUUCGACUUGAAAAACUACUGGCUCGACUACACCAGCCGCAAAGAACGUGCAGCUGCUCCAGCGGAGACAGUUGCUUCCAAAUUGGUACCACAGUUCUCAUCGCCAUGCUGGCAGGAAAUCGAGGAAGAGAACUUCGACGUGACGGAAGCAUCGGUGAAAUUCAUCAGCGACUUGAACCGUCCUGAACUUGCUGACAUGGUCCACGGUCACGUCGUCGGUGGCAUCAGCCUCUGCCCGAGUUCGGUGUACGCCUCUAUGGCCUUUUCAUGUGCGCUAUACAUCUUUCAAAGGAGAGAUUCCGCUAUCGGAGCAAAUGAAGUGCCUCCCAUGGAUCUCUCAGAUAUGGAGAUCUUCAGCCCAUGCGUCGUCUCGACCGAUGCCGACCAGAGACAAGUCUUGCUAGUCACAGCAACGCAGCGUUCUCUCUCCAGUCCCGUGGAACUCAUCUUCAGCACUUCUUAUGACGAAGAGGAGACCUACCGUCAAAAUGCGCGGUGUACCGUUCGUCUCACCUCACAGGCUGCCACCUUCUCUGAUGCCAACAAAAAUCUGUAUCUAAUCCAAGACCGUGCUGAGAUGCUCCGUCGCAAGGAGCCUGAGGGUGAUGUGCACAAGCUGAAGAAGAAAAUGGUUUAUAAACUCUUCAAGACAGUUGUCGACUAUUCGCCUCGUUAUUUUGGGAUGGAAGACCUCUUGUUGAGCUCCGAUCGCCCGGAGUCGAGCGCCCGGCUCUGCUUCGAUACACCUGCGGAACCGGAAAACUUUGUUCACAACCCAUUUUGGAUCGACACAUUGGCACAGCUUGGUGGCUUCUCCUUGAAUGUCAACCCGCCCUCUGGACAAGAUGAUGUAUACAUCUCCCAUGGCUGGCAGAGCAUGAGAAUACUCCGUCGCCUGUCCGACCAAGAGAGCUACGCUUGCUACGUCUGUAUGCAGCCUUCAGAGGCACAACCCGGCGUGUGGUCCGGUGAUGUGUACGUCUACAGUGGCAACACGGUGGUUGCUUUGUGUAUGGGGCUCAAGUUCAAGCAAAUGAGACGACCACUGCUCUACAACCUGCUUGGCCAUGCCUUACCUAGCAAGCUGUCUCCCUCGGCGCCACCAACUCCGCCAACUUUGUCCAGGUCACCGUCAGCGGCCCCACUGAGCCGCGUCAAUACUUCUCGGUCUCUAGGCACCACACCAUUCCCGACUCUUGACACACAAAAGUCGCAUGUCGGGUUCGUGGAUGUUCUUGGAGUCAUUACGGAGGCUGCAGGGCUGGAUUCCAAAGAUGUUACUGAUGCUGCGACAGAGUGGUCAAAUCUCGGGAUCGACUCGCUGCUCACUAUCACAAUCCUCGAGCAACUGAGGAAGCUCACCGGCAUAGACUUGGCAAGCUCAUUGUUCACUCAAUUCCCAACAGUCGGAGAUCUGAAAGUGUAUUUCCAAAGCCAAAUUGAGGCCAAGAGCCCGGUCGAGCCUGAACCUCGACCAUGGCGUCCCCGGGAUACUUCGUGCUCAAGCAGGGCACGGUCCAGAUCGUUUCUUCCUGCGGCUGUGAGUAGGCUUAGGACCUCAACUUCUGUGUCCUCGAGCUCCAGGCUGUCAGAAGCUGACAGCGCAAUUGACGUGGGUAGCAGGAGCAGCGGGUCCUCAGACUCCGCUGAACUUCUCAUGUCGAUCAUCGCCAGAGAAGUCGGUGUCGGUCGGGCUGAGAUCUCGCCGUGGACAAAGUUCUCCGAACUUGGUCUGGAUUCGUUGCUUACCAUCACGGUCUUAACAAUGUUCCGGCAAGAAGGGGGCAUCAACCUCCCAUCAUCGUUCUUCAACGAGCAUCAAACGCCAAAUGAUGUGGAUGCUACCUUAAACUUUGUUAAACAAUCUCCUCUGAUGUCGAAUUCGUCACAAGAUUUCGAAUGUCGCACGGAAAUUGAAAAGGAGCCAGUGACAGGGGGAACACGGUAUGAAUGCAAGCCAAUCCUGAUACAAGGCACACCAAGUCCUGACGGUCAAGCUCUGUUCCUUCUGCCAGACGGCUCAGGUUCCGCCCUGUCCUACAUUAACCUGCCUCCGGUGACGACCGCAUCAUCUCUGCCCGUAUACGCUCUCAGCUCGCCGUUUGUCUCGGAUCCCGACGCCUACGACCUGGGCCUGCAAGAAGUCGCAACGAUCAUGCUCCGUACCGUUCGCAACCUACAGCCCUCGGGGCCCUACAUGAUAGCAGGAUGGUCUAUGGGUGGGAUUCUGGCCUAUGAGGCGGUACGGCAGCUUUUGGCCGCGGGAGAGACCGUGGAAAUGCUCGGGCUGAUCGACAGUCCUUGCCCACGGACCCUCCCGCCACUGCCUGCACCGACGCUCGACGUCCUGGACAAAGCGGGUCUUUUCUCUGGCAUCGAUGGAAAGAGCAACGUCUCGGCGUUGACCAGAAGGCACUUCCUGGCCAGCGUUCGCGCGCUGGAGCACUACACCCCACAGGAGAUACCAGCGUCUGCGGCAUUGGGCAAAGUGGUCACCGUCUGGGCCAAAGACAGCGUGCUCGAGGGUGUUGUUGACCAGGCCAAGCGGGACGCAGUAAUGAGCGGCGAUGAGAUUGCUGGGGAGGCCAAGGAUUGGCUCCUGGGGAAGAGGAAGGACUUUGGUGCGGCGGGGUGGGACAAGCUUACACAUCGGGCCGUGGUGGCCAAGUGCAUCCCCGGGAAUCACUUCUCAAUCAUGUCACCUCCACUGGUGAAUGAUGUCCAGUCUGCUUUAACUGAUAUGCUGUUGCAACUUGGCCACGAUUGA
This is a messenger RNA of Diaporthe amygdali, 6513 nucleotides long. RefSeq lists its product as uncharacterized. Gene Ontology annotation, molecular function: 3-oxoacyl-[acyl-carrier-protein] synthase activity; fatty acid synthase activity; phosphopantetheine binding. Bases 1 to 6513 code for a protein of 2170 amino acids. Lineage: Eukaryota; Fungi; Ascomycota; Sordariomycetes; Diaporthales; Diaporthaceae. The transcript is spliced from 4 exons. Gene Ontology annotation, biological process: fatty acid biosynthetic process; secondary metabolite biosynthetic process. The record is from RefSeq and is a predicted model, not a curated record.